Molecule: messenger RNA, 5245 nt
Organism: Silurus meridionalis
Lineage: Eukaryota; Metazoa; Chordata; Actinopteri; Siluriformes; Siluridae
Gene: trappc12
Product: trafficking protein particle complex subunit 12
Exons: 12
Coding region: 144-2519 (791 amino acids)
Cellular component (GO): Golgi apparatus; TRAPP complex
Molecular function (GO): protein binding
Source: RefSeq, a predicted model, not a curated record
CAAAUAAAAUACGCUUUUAUGACAAAAAAUUAAAAGAGAAGCGUCGCUAUUACCUGGCUAGCCGGCUAUUUAGCCUGCUGCCAGGAGCGAAUUGCCAAUGGGUCUGUUCUAAUAUCCUGUGGAAAGUGCACAGGGCGAGCGCCAUGGACAGUGGUGAGGAUGCAGCUCAAAGGCCUUCGACUCUAGAUAUAGCCGGAUUAGAGAGAGACAAAUCUUUAGUCCUUGCACCUUCAGACGACACUGCGAUGACCAGCCUUGCCAGCAUGACAGAUACCCUCUUCCAAGAGGAGAGCAUUGACCUGGAUGUAGAAGCGUUCCUUUCCCCGCAGGAUGACAGCGCUGCGUCUGGGAGCGUCACAGAUAAGCUGAAUGAUCAGAUGUUGGAGAGCGUCAUGAUCUCCGAUUCGCCCAACAGCGAGGAGGAAGAUGUCCCGAUUGACACUCUGUUGGAGCAAAAAGAUGACAAGGAGUCCCUUGACUCCAAAGAGCCUGAGGAAGGCAAAGUGUUUGAAGCCAAAGAGGACGAGACAGAGGCUGGAAUUGAACAAGCCUCUCCUGAUGAUGCUGUGGAAUCAGAAGCAUCUCUAACUUUAGUUGAAAAAGAGAAAACGGAGGACAGUGAUAUGGACAGUGUUAAGGAGGUGGUUACAGACCCAGCACCUGCUCUAAGCAGCCCCAAAGCUGAGGAAACCGAGCUUGAAGUAGCCAAGCAUGUGAUUAAGGAAGAGCCCAUUCCCGUGUGCACUAUAUUCAGCCAAGGCAUGCAGAACAAAGCACAAUCCCUGGUACCUGACGGGUUUCAGCCGACUUUGGUGAAAUCGCCAAGCUUUACAACUGGCCAUAAUGAAACUCCCAAUAAACUAGCACCUCUGGUGUCUCAGCCCAGCCCCAGCCUCAGUAAAUUCUUCACCGAUAACGGCACAGUUAAUCCUGCCUCAGAUUUCUUCGACUCCUUCACGACGUCCUCAUCGUUCAUUUCGGUUAGCAACCCGAACGCAGAGACGGCAAAGUCCCCAGCCCCUCCUGAGCGCCAGCUUUCCUCAGGCUCAAGCAGCCUUCUACCGGACGGAGGCACUUUCUUCAGUCCUGCUCUUAACGUGAGCACACCGAGGCCUGUCCAGGGCCCUGCAGAUCCUGUUGUGACCAUUUCUAAGUUUCAGGCGGUGUUCUCAGGCAGCGAUGAUCCGUUUGCAAGCGCUCUGAGAAUGAGCGAAGUGGAUAAACGAUAUGACGCCUGGCUUCCCUCUGAGGAGACCAGGAGAGUGCUGAUCUCUGUGGCCACUCAGCAGGUCAACCCGGUGCACGUAGAUAGGGAGAGGCUGUCUAUGCCUGGACUCAAGUUUGACAAUUUGCAGGGUGAUGCAGUGAAGGACCUGAUGCUGCGUUUCCUUGGAGACCAGGCAGCGGCGAAGAGGCAAGUUCUCAACGCUAACUCGGUGGAGCAGAACUUCUUUGGUCUAAAGCAGCUGAUUGGCACAAAGAACUGGCGGGCAGCCGUCGACUUAACUGGCAGACUACUGACUGCUCACGGCCAAGGCUACGGCAAGAGCGGCCAGCCGAGCACAAACACCACCGACACGCUGCAGUUAUGGUUUGUACGUCUGGCUCUGUUGGUUAAGCUCAACCUCUUCCAAAAUGCAGAGCUGGAGUUCGAGCCGUUCGGUCACUUGGAUCAGCCGGACCUGUACUAUGAGUACUAUCCCACAGCGUACCCUGGAAGACGAGGUUCGAUGGUGCCGUUCUCAAUGCGUGUGCUGCAUGCUGAACUGCCUCAGUACUUAAACAAGCCCCAGGAGUCUCUGGACCGCCUGCACAGCAUGAAAAGCAUCUGUCAGAAAAUCCUGGAUAACCUGGAGGAAGGACUGGCUGAGGACGGGAGCAUGAUGACUCUAACACAGGAAAACAGACAAGCCUCUAUUCAGCUGUGGAGGUCACGUCUGUGCCGGGUGAUGUACUCCAUGGCAAACUGUCUGCUAAUGAUGAAGGACUACGUGCUGGCUGUUGAGACGUAUCACUCGAUCAUCCAGUAUGAGCCGCAGCAGACAGUGCAACUGUUGAGUGGAAUUGGACGCAUCUUCCUACAGAUUGGAGACAUUAAAACCGCCGAGAAGUAUUUCCAGGAAGUUGAGCAAGCCGCACAGGAAAAAGGAAAAGGACCAGUUCAUGACAUGGCGGUUUUAAUGAACAGGGCAUUUGUUCACCUGAGCCAGAAUAAUUAUGCAGACGCCCACACGUGUUUCUCCGACGUCUUGAAAAUCGAUCCCAACAAUCCAGUGGCGAACAACAACGCAGCAGUGUGCUUACUUUAUCUGGGUCGCUUAAAGGAAUCACUGGGUCAGCUAGAGAGCCUGGUGCAGCAGGACCCUGCAUUCUACCUACACGAGAGCGUGCUCUUCAACCUGACUACUAUGUACGAACUGGAAUCAUCACGCAGCACGCAAAAGAAGCAGGCGCUGCUGGAGGCCGUGGCCAGGCGCGAAGGAGACAGCUUCAACACACAGUGCCUCAAACUGGUGUAACCCAGAAAUGAGCAGAAGUGCAUUAGCUCACCGUGUCGCCACUUCACGAUGUGACAUGAGCUCCUUUAACAAGCUUGAGCUAAAAAUGCCACUGGUCAGUUUUAUCUUUUUUUUUUCGAAGGCUUUAAAAUGUUAUGUUUGACCAAAUCAGAGCUGAUCUGAAAUGACCUGUGUGUUCAAACAAGGUAUGUGAUGCAUUUGAAACACUUUGCAUUGUUCCUAAGCUAUAAGGUUACAGAGGGUGUAAAUAGAGGGAGAAUUUCAAAUCAAUAGUAAAAGAACAUUAAUGUAAAUAUUUCGCAAAGGCGACUGAAAUGCGACCUGAAUGAGGAUAAAGCAUUACACCAAUUACAGUCUGGACUUGGUUCUUCUAUAAAAAUAAAAAUACACUGUCAGUAACAUGGAUUUGGCAAAUUGCAUAACUAAUGGUUGCCACCCCCCAACACACACACACACACACACACACACUAUAUUCACUAAUCAAGCUCAACUACUCACUGACUUUCACCAAAACAAGUUUCCAUUUAUGAAAAUAAUGCUUUACUGUGUUUUUCACUCCAGUGCUUUAACUAUAGGACAGGCUACUCAUCUCGCCAUCUGCCGCACUGAACACAUCGACUGAGGCGUAUGAUUCCGAAAGAAAAGAACGUAGAGUUUGUGGAAAUAUUGACAAAAAGGGGACAAAAAUAAAUUCCAACAUAAAGCUAUUAGACUCCCUGGCAGGACAACAGUCAUUUUGCAGUUAAACCUAUUGGGGGAAAUUAAAGACACUAGCAAAACAAGAACAAUAUAUUUUAUGAACACAAUAACUCAUGAACUUGCUGAGUAGUGUGUUUUUUUUUUUUUUUUUUUUUGCCCCAUUUUCUCCCUAAUUCCCUUUUCCCAAUUCCCAACCUACAGCUGGCUCUCCUUUAUUAUAUUACAGCUAAUAGCUGGGAUGGGUGAAGGCUAACAUGUUUUUCCUCUGAGACACAGGAAGCCGGCCGUCUGCAUAUUUUCAAACAGGGCAGUAUAACACACUCCUGGAAAAUGUGCUAUCUUCCUUUUUCCACCUACAUUAGUCACUGUGAUUGACAGGACAGAGAAAUUACAUCCCUGAGUCCAGGGCCAUGCCUAUCCUUUUUGGCUUAUGGUCACACACACACACACACACACCCUCCCCUCAUGGGUCUGCUCUCCCACCACAAUGCCCCACCACCACAAAAUACAAAUAAUUUGUACCCACCUAUAAAGAAGGUUAAACACGUUUAAUAAUCAUUGCUAAAUUUCCUGAAUUCCAGUGUGUAAACUUAUACUCUAUAUAAAACUUAAGCAGGAAAAAACAAGUAAAUAAUUUAAAUGGGUGAGGGUGGGGCAGGGGGCACUCAGUGGCACCCUCCGAGCUGAUUGUGCCCUAGGUGACUGCCUUGUUUGCCUAUGCCUAGAAACUGUGCUUCCUGAAUACCUCCAACCCUGAUAUCAUGGCUAAAUUUCCCUCUUGGCUUUAAAAACUUGCAACCUCCAGAUAACAGGACGGACACUUUUUUGAUGCACCAGCACAACUUUAGAUUUUUUAUUUAUUUUUUUUUGUCCAGGUGGAAAACAAAAGAUGUUUCGUUAAAUAGAUUUAGCAACAUGAAGCCGUUCUCUUCCUGGGAAUUCAUAUUCUCUAUUCACCCCCUUCUUAAAUUGCCAUGUCAUUACUUUAACUUGGCUGCUAUGUUCAGACCAUUCAGUUAGCAUUCAGGCAUCUAAGGCAUGGGAUAAGAACAGUUCUGUAUUUACUGAGUUCAUAUUAGGAGAAUCUUUGUGCCGUUGUUCUUCUGAAAAAGCUUUUUUUUUUAUUGCAACCAGUCUGUGCACUGCUCACAUACGAGGUGGUAUCAACGUUUUGAGACUUUUGUAAGACGCCAACAGAUGGCACCACAAGGCUGCAUGUACAGUCACAGGGAGCACAGACAUUCAUGGUCAGUGACCCUUAAGUGUGAGUUUCUUGUGGAAACACAUGGUCUCACUUGUGCACCCACCGUACUCGCCAGACUUGGCUCCUGCGUACUUCGCCCUCUUCUUGAAGAUGAAGAUCCUGCUUAAAGGUCACCGUUUUUACACAAUUGCGGAGAUCCAGCGGGAAUAGCAGAAGGUGCUUGACUCUAAUAAACAGACUUCCAGGCCAUAUUCCAGAAGUGGCAGGAACGCAGAGGUGAAGGUGUGUAAAUGUAGAUGAAUAAAGUGCUUUCUUUUAACAUAGCUAAUCUCAAAACUGUGAUACAACCUCGUAUAAUACAGUAUAUGGACAACAGUUUACACAUCCCAUUCCAUAUUUAGUUCCAAUAUGAUGUUAUAUUAAUGUCCAAUCUUCUGGGAAGUUGAGCUACUAGAUUUUGGAGUGUGCUUUUAACCACAAGGGGGCCUGGGUUGCAGACAGCGUUCCAAUUUAUCCCACAGGUGCUCAAUAGGGUUGUAGGGUUGGAUUUGUGUACAGGGACACUGUCAUGCAGACCCAAGUUUGGGUCUCCUAUUUUAUUUAAAGGGAAUAUUUAGUGCUACCACAACGAAAGAUCAUAUACAUAUGUGUGCCUCUAAGUUUGUGCUGACAGUUUGGAGGGAGAACCACACAUGGCUGAAAAAGUCAGGUGUCCCAAUGCUUUUGUCCAUAUAGUGUACAUAAAAGUGAAUGUGUUUGUGCUGUGUUUCACAUCACUGUAUAUUUGUUUUGCAAAUUGAAAUAAACCCAAGGUGAUUUUGAA